AAAGAAAAUCCGGCCGCCGCUUCCCAUCCUGAUCCUACUACUUCAAUCCAACCGGCGGCGGCAACCUCUCCCCCAGGCCAAUUAAUUAAGGAGUGGAUCCUGAUCUUGCUGCUGCAGUUCCAGGCAAUGGCGGCGCCGCCUCCCCCCGCCGCGGCCGCCCCCCACCCCAUCGUCGACCCCGACGUCUGGCUCGCCUGUGCCGUCCCGCUCUCCCGCCUCCCCGUCGUCGGCGCCCAGGUCUACUACUUCCCCCACGGCCACGCCGAGCAGUGCCCGGACCACCUCCCGGCGCCGCUCCCCACGCCGCACCUCUUCCCCUGCGUCGUCACCGCCGUCACCCUCGGCGCAGACGACAGGACCAACGAGGUGUUCGCCCAAAUCUCCCUGCAGCCAGGGCCCCAUCCCCCGCAGCAGCAGCAGCAGCAUCUCAUCAUCAACAACAUCACCCACUUCGCCAAGCAGCUCACGCAGAGCGACGCCAACAACGGCGGCGGCUUCUCCGUCCCGCGCUACUGCGCCGACCACAUCUUCCCCAUGCUCGACUUGGACGACGACCCGCCCGUCCAGAACCUCCUCAUGCGGGACCCCCAGGGCAACCCCUGGCAGUUCCGCCACAUCUACCGCGGCACGCCGCGCCGCCACCUGCUCACCACCGGCUGGAGCAAGUUCGUCAACGCCAAGCUGCUCGUCGCGGGGGACACUGCCGUCUUCAUGCGCCGCCCAGACGGCGAGCUCCUCGUCGGCCUGCGCCGCGCCCCCAGGUACCCCGUCGCCGUCUCCAGCUCCAGCUCCAGGGACCCGCCGCGCAACGCGCGCGCCCGGGUGCCGCCAGGGGACGUCAUGGACGCCGCGCGCCUCGCCGCCGAGGGAAGCCCCUUCACCGUCACCUACUUCCCGCGCCAGGGGGCAGCCGAGUUCGUCGUGCCGCGCAAGGAGGUGGAGGACGCGCUCGCAAGCCGCUGGGACCCAGGGACGCAGGUGCGCAUGCAGGUCAUGGAGGCCGAGGACGCGCGCCGCACAGAGUGGGCAAACGGCACCGUCAAGGCGCUGCACCCCAACAUCUGGAGAGCGCUCGAGAUUGACUGGGAUGACUCCUCGCCCUUCUCAAAGACAAGGAACAAGUAUGUAAAUACUUGGCAAGUCCAGUUUGUUUCAUUCCCUCCUCUUCUCAAGAGACUGAAGAUUUCAGACACAAUUCCACCUCUGUGUUCUGGAGAUGGCUCCUCCUUGGGCGCCCCACUGAUCGGUCCGGAAAGCAAUGCGAUGGCUAUGCUGUUGGGGCCACCAAUUCCUGCUGGCAUGCAGGGAGCCAGGCAUAGCGGCCCUAUUGAUGUACCACCACACUUUUCAUCCACCAUGGGAAUGCUCACAACUCAGCAAUUCUUCCCCCUGACCAGCAGGGACCUUCUUCAGAUGCCACCCAGUGUAAUCAGCGGUGGCUCUUCUGAUAUUUUUGAUCCUGAAGUUGGUUCUCCCCCCAACAACUCAGUAAAGACGCCUCCACCUGAGCUUCCUGUCGAAGCAAAGAGCAUACAACUGUUUGGCGCCACAAUCACACCGCAUUCUGCACAAAUUGCUACCAAUGGUGCUUCCGAAGAAGUGAAUGGAUCUAUUAAUGGUGUGGUUGAUGAAAAUGAUGGAAAAGACUUCUAAACCAUAUGCUUGAAGAUCAGAAGAUGGUUGGAUGAGACUGACUACCUCUGCAUCUGCAUUUGUACCGGAGGAUCCAACCGAGUGUCUGCUUUGUGGUGCAUGCUGCAGUUUAUCAUUGAGUAGCUUUAUUAGUAAGCUGGGUCAUUCAACCCAGCUUUAUUACUAGAGAAGAGAGAAGCUUGAGCGGCUUUAGUUGAACACCCUUGCUUGUUGCAGAGUACGUGUGGUUCGUGGAUUGCAUUCUCUGUUCUAUUUCGAGGGUUUUUUUUUUCUGUGUGGGCGUGACUAAUGCCGGUUGAUUCUGGGAGAUACUGGUCUGCUCUGCUCUGCUCUUCUGUGGUGUAAUGGAUCGCUUGUGGAACUAAUGUAGUAUGGUUUUUCGGUAUGGAUCAUUGGUCGUCCUUACCUUGGUAAAAUAUGACGUUGUUUGUCUGGUCUGUGAA
Panicum virgatum (switchgrass) is the source of this 2096-nucleotide messenger RNA. RefSeq names its product auxin response factor 13-like. Gene Ontology annotation, molecular function: DNA binding. Gene Ontology annotation, biological process: regulation of DNA-templated transcription; response to hormone. The transcript has 3 exons. NCBI's taxonomy places the organism in Eukaryota, Viridiplantae, Streptophyta, Magnoliopsida, Poales, Poaceae. Bases 127 to 1653 code for a protein of 508 amino acids. Gene Ontology annotation, cellular component: nucleus. The record is from RefSeq and is a predicted model, not a curated record.